GAACGAAGUCACAGACGGGGCCAAGCAAGAUGCAAGUCCAGCCGGUCGCUACCUCGGCCGCCACCCCUGUUGCCAAAGCAACGACGGCGCAAAUUGUGAGUGCGAGCUUCAACCUUUGGGCGGUUGGGAUCACCGUCGUGAUCGGGGGCCAGUACUUUUCGUGGAAUGUCGGGCUGUCGGCUGGCACUGUCAGCUACGGCAUUGCGUCGAUCAUGAUGACCUGUGCGUACAUGUGCAUGUGCCUGUGCAUGGCCGAGGUGUCAAGCAUGGUCGUGUUUGAAGGCGGCGCGUUCGGCCUUGCGCGAUGCACGUGGGGGUUUUACGCCGGCUUUAUCAUUGGGUGCUGCGAAGGGGUUCAGUACAUCUUGUACGUCACGUGCUCGUUCGUGGCGUUGGGGCGCAUGGUGGCCGCGUUUUGGCCAUUGAUUGUUGACCACCCAUAUGUGUCUUGGUUCUUGAGCUACGUCCUGUCGAGCGCGAUGCUCAUUGUGGGCGGCAGAGUGUACUGGCGAUGGAACAUGAUGCUGGCGUUGGUUUCGUUCCUCAUCUUGGUCGUGUACGUGUGCGGGUCGUUGCCGUACGUGGACAUUGCAGCCCACGGCGGUGGCAGCGCCUACUACUUUGUCGGCGGGUUUGCGCAGUUCAUGGCCGUCUUUCCGCUGACUGCGUGGUACUACGUCGGCGUCGAGUCGCUCAACCGGCUGUGCGCCGAAGUGGUGGAGCCCCGCGUGACCGUUCCGAUCGGGCAACUGGCGUGCAUGUUGACCCUCGUGACGACUGCCGUCUUCGUCUUCUUUGUCACGAUCAGCAUAAAUCCCGGCAUGCCCGAUGUUGCGACAUCGCUGGCCCCCAUGAACCAUGGUUUCAACCGCAUGUUCAAUUGCACCGACGACGUCUCGAUGUGGCUCGCGCUGCCCGCAACCUUUGCCACGGGCCAAGGAUUUGUCCAAGCGUACACAAAGGUGAUUUCGUGCAUGUCUGGAUCGCAUUUGCUGCCCGCCAUUCUCCACCGCAAACACGCGGGAUUCCAAACCCCGACGUACGCAAUCGUUGUCACGUCUGCCAUCAGCUUUGGUCUGUGCUUCGUCGACUAUUACUGCGCGCUCGACGCGGUACUGUUUAACACGUGCAUCUUCCUCGGAUGCAUUUCGUACCUGUCGCAGUGCGUCGGGUACAUCUACUUGAAGAAGAACUUUCGCACGAUGGAGCGCAAAUUCCGAAGCCCCGUUGGGAAAGCCGGCGCGAUCUACGCGAUUGCAAUCUGGGUCGUGACCAUGAUUGCAAUCUUGGGGUUCCAAGGCGAUGCGCAGGCGAGCUUUCUCUUCGUGCUGGGCAUCCUCGGCGUCGCCACAGUAUACUACCACAUCUACGCCAAACACAAGCAAACCUUUUCGGACGAAGAGCGCAAGGCGCUGUUCUUCGCUCACGUCGCCAACCACAACAACUCGAAGCGCAGCCACCACUCGCGCGGAAAAGGUAAACCCCUCAGCACCCUCCUCAAGAAAAUCGGCCUGAAAAACGUGUCGACGACGCCGCUGCGCCCUUCGACCAACGGAACGUCGACGACAGCCGUUACCGCUGAUCCAAACGUGCGCCACUUGGGCGACGUCGGCGCAAAGAAGAAGCGCAGUUCGGGGGCGUCCAAGGGACCGUCCAUGAAAGAAUCGCAGUCGUCGCGGCGCUUGAAAACAUAGUUGCCACGACAUGAUUCGCUCAUCGAAACAAAUUGCUUCAUGUUUUCGUA
Molecule: messenger RNA, 1744 nt
Organism: Aphanomyces invadans
Lineage: Eukaryota; Oomycota; Saprolegniomycetes; Saprolegniales; Verrucalvaceae
Exons: 2
Coding region: 30-1694 (554 amino acids)
Biological process (GO): transmembrane transport
Cellular component (GO): membrane
Source: RefSeq, a predicted model, not a curated record